AUGCAAUUGAAGCACAAGUCAAUGCUGGUUUUGCUUCCUCAUGCCUUCCAAAAGCCAAAAGUGCUAACGUCAAUCUUCUAUGAUCAGCACAGGGAGAGAGACCCACCUUCAAAAUUACCACGGCAAGAAAGGAAUAUGGAUGAUAAAAAGGAUUCAGUAUUGACCUAUGAGGAGAAAAGAAUUGCAUGUGGAAUAUGUUUUAAUUGGGGUUUGAGCAUGGAAUUUGGUGGAAGGGAUUCUCGAGUCUACAAAGAGUUGGCCAUGACAGUGAGGUUGGGUAAAGGAAAAUUGCAAUUAUCAUUAGCUCGGGAAGCGAGAGGCCCGCUCGUGCGGACAAGCCAUCACGCUUCCUAA
This is a messenger RNA of Sphenostylis stenocarpa, 354 nucleotides long. Lineage: Eukaryota; Viridiplantae; Streptophyta; Magnoliopsida; Fabales; Fabaceae. The record is from the annotation of a GenBank genome assembly.